This is a messenger RNA of Mauremys mutica (yellowpond turtle), 321 nucleotides long. Its product is annotated as neudesin-like. The coding region runs from base 1 to 321 and encodes 106 amino acids. Lineage: Eukaryota; Metazoa; Chordata; Testudines; Geoemydidae. The transcript has a single exon. Gene Ontology annotation, cellular component: membrane; endomembrane system. The record is from RefSeq and is a predicted model, not a curated record.
AUGGCAGUGAAGGCAACGGUAUGUGACGUCAUUUCUGGAAAAGAAUUGUAUGGGACAUAUAACAUCCUGGUUGGAAAGGACUCAACAAAAGGCAUCACAAAGCUGUUGCUUGAUCCAGCAGAUCUCACUCAUGACACAACCGAACUCUCAGAGAAGGAGCUGAAAUCCUUGGAUGAUAUCUUCAAUAAUGUAUACAAAACCAAAUAUCCUACUGUUGGCUACACUUCUCAAAGCACGCUGAAUGAUGAUGGAAGCCCCAAUCAGAAUUUUAAGCCCAUGGAUCUACCACUUUUCAACAGUAGGAUGAAUUUUGAUGUAUGA